AUGAGCGGUCCUAUUCGCAUGUCGCUAACAUAAUGAUACAGCGUAUUUAUGGCUUUUGCUAUCAUUGUAACGAAUGUAUUGAUUACGACAUAUGUUGGAAAUGUUAUACGCAUAAAGAGCUGGUUCAUUUCUCAGAUCAUACGUUUGAUACAAACGGUCCAGAGUUUGAAGAUUCGCCAGAUGAUGAGGCACAUGAUGAUGCAUCGUCGGAUUCGUCGGAUUCAACAGAUUCAGACUCAGAUGUGAGUAAUUAGCACAUAGCUAAAAGUUUUAUAGUGAGAGACGCUGCUCGGAUUAGAACUUAGAUAGAGUGAAUAAAUUUAUGAAGCCAUCACACGAAGCGUGUAUAUAGUGCUAUAUAAAAAUAGAAGAAGCAUAAGGUUAUUUUUAUUCACAAUGCCGAC
Molecule: messenger RNA, 404 nt
Organism: Trichoderma asperellum CBS 433.97
Lineage: Eukaryota; Fungi; Ascomycota; Sordariomycetes; Hypocreales; Hypocreaceae
Source: RefSeq, a predicted model, not a curated record